Amblyraja radiata (thorny skate) is the source of this 1900-nucleotide messenger RNA. RefSeq names its product phospholipid phosphatase 6 (gene plpp6). NCBI's taxonomy places the organism in Eukaryota, Metazoa, Chordata, Chondrichthyes, Rajiformes, Rajidae. Bases 86 to 916 code for a protein of 276 amino acids. The transcript has 2 exons. Gene Ontology annotation, molecular function: sphingosine-1-phosphate phosphatase activity. The record is from RefSeq and is a predicted model, not a curated record.
AGGCGCGCUCCCGCUGCCGUCCCGCGGGGCCGCGCCUGCAAGAUGGCGGCGGGAGUGAGCCGCUGUGAGCCGUGAUCCCGCGGCCAUGCCGUCACAUUCCCCCAAGCACAGGAGCCGGGAGCGGGAGGCCCGCCGGCUGGAGUCGCUGCUGCAGAGCCGGGGACCAGGGCCGGGGUUGCUGUUGCUGCAGCGGGCGGGCAGCGAGGGGACGGGGUCGGGGACCGGGCAGCCGCCGCCAUCGCCCAGGCACCGGGAGGCGGCGCCGGGUCUGCGCCGGGACUCGGCCUCUGAGGACGGCCGCAUGAAGCUCAACCCGUCGCUGCUCGGCAUCGCCCUGCGCUCCCUGCUCGCCGUCGACCUGUGGCUGUCCAAGCGCCUGGGCGUGUGCGCCACCGACGACUCUCCCUGGGGCAGCGCCAGGCCCAUCAUGAAGCUGAUCGAGGUGUCGGGCCACGGCAUCCCCUGGCUGGCCGGCACCGUCUACUGCCUCGUCAAAAGCGACAGCCCCGCCGGCCAGGAGGUGUUGCUCAACCUGCUGCUCGCGUUAAUCUUAGACCUGGUCCUGGUUGGCGUUGUCAAGUCGUUGGUCCGCAGGCGUCGCCCCACACAUAACAAGAUGGACAUGUUUGCUACAUUUUCUGUGGACAGAUACUCCUUCCCAUCGGGACACGCAACCAGAGCAGCAAUGGGUGGCCGAUUCUUCCUCAAUCACUUGGUCUUAGCUGUUCCGCUCCGCAUUUUGGUUGUGCUGUGGGUGUGUAUUGUGGGACUCUCGAGGGUGAUGCUAGGAAGGCACAAUGUGACAGAUGUGCUUUGUGGAUUUAUCAUGGGCUAUCUACAGUUUAGCCUGGUGGAAUAUAUGUGGUUGUCAUCUAAUAACCUGCAGACCUUCCUGAGAUUAUGCGGACUCAAAUAAUUAAACUGUAGUGCAAAAUUGUUUUAUUUUUAAUAUAGCCAACUUGCAACGGUACUGUUUACCCAAUAUGAUGUGCAGUGAGGUGUGGUUACUUAAAUUGCAGACUUGGUGACCUUUUAUUUAGGAAAACAUCGUGCUUUUGUCAACCUUGGUUACUGUACCAAAUUGGCUAAACAAUUUCUGUUAAGAUUAUGAUUUUAAUUUUCACUUUUCUUAUACUGUUUGGCUAUGAGAACACAGGUUAAAGUUAAUGUUUCUAAUCUUCAUCCAAAGGCUGAUUUAUCACCAUGUUAUUCAUGAUUUUGGUCAGAUACCCUUUCCAAGCUUUUGCUCAGAAUUAAUAUUCCUAAUUAAUAAUAUUACUUCCAGACCAGUGUUGUAUUACACAUACUAAUGUUCCAGAUUAUAAAUGUAAAGUAGUGAUACAUGUCAGGUUUAUUUUCUCAGAUUUCCAUUCCCCCUGAAGACAACAUGAGUGAUCUGUGUUGAAUUAGUCUCAAUCCCAUUGCAUGAACCUCUGUCCACCUAUUUCAUCUAAAUUUUAGCCAGAUCCCAGACGCAAAAGCAUGGUACGUGGUUUUCUCUGAUUUUUGUACUUUUGUUUAGUGCUGACCAGAAACCCAUGUCAAACAUAAUUGGCAGAUUUGUUUUCUCCCCCGUGUUCAGAAGUAACAGAAAGGUAAAAGCCAAUAGCAUGCAAACCCUUAACUACCUUUCUCAAUUAAAUCUUUUUCCAUUGGUACCUGCAAUUCCUUUUUGGAUGAAGUGUGUGAAAAAUAUUGUUUUUUCAAUUAACAUUUAACAAAAUGGAAACAAUUCUGUUGUGAUGGAGUCCAUCGGAGAUCUGAACCAACUUUAAGGCUUUUCCUUAGGACAUUGUAGCUGUCUUGAUCAUAAUGUUACUGUGCGGAUUUUUUUAUCUGGUGCCCUCUGUAUGUAUCUUCUGAAUGGCAACCCAAAAAGGUAAAAUAUCUCCCCAUCUGA